GAAAAACAAAUUGAAAAUGAUCACUUUUUUAUCUACCACUUUCUCCAUCAACAUGGUUAUGCUUCGAUCAACAGUUAAAUUUAAUUAACCUUCUAAAUCAUCACAAUGAUAAAGAUAAAAUCAUCAUAAUUUUCUUCGCAAUGGUUAGUCGCCAUUUUGUUUACUUCUCUCUCUGGAUUUUUUUUUCGUUCUCACUUUUUCAUUUGGUAAUGAUGAUGAUGGAAUUGGUUCCAUGGCCAAGGAAUUAGGUGAUAAUUGAACAUGAAUGAAAUUCAUCCAUUGGAUGAAUUUGAAGGCAGGUGAAUAUCAUGAGAUGUUCUCGGAAGCAGAUCAGUUGAACAUUUUCACUUUCUUUCCACAUCGGAUAAGUAACAAUUUCUCAUCAAAAUCAUCUAAAAAUUGUCUAAUCUCGUUUUCAUUCACCUUAACAAUUAACCUAAUUGUCUUAAUUAUUUACAUCUUCAAUCUUCCAAUCAUCUAAAUCUAAUAUUAUCAAUGCCACAUACGGGACAAGCUGGAAUCAAUCAAUUGGGUGGACUAUUUGUUAAUGGUCGUCCAUUACCAUUACAUGUUCGUCAACGGAUAAUUGAACUGGCCUUAAUGGGAGUAAGACCUUGUGAUAUUUCCCGACAAUUAUUGGUCUCCCAUGGAUGCGUUUCCAAGAUAUUGACUCGAUUUUAUGAAACUGGAUCAAUCAAACCAGGUUCAAUUGGAGGUUCUAAACCUAAACAUGUAACAACUCCAAAUAUUGUCAAGAAAAUAUUGAAGUUAAAGCAGGAAAAUCCCGCUCUCUUUGCAUGGGAGAUUCGGGAUUUACUUCGUCGUGAAAUUUUACAAUCAAGAUCUGGUGAUUCAAAUAGUUACAAUCAAGAUAUUAAUCUGAGUGUACCAUCAAUUUCAUCGAUUAAUCGUAUCAUCAGAACUGGAACUGAAAGUCGAGAAACUUAUGGUUCAAAUUCUGGAAACAAUGUUACCUUUACGGGUUCAAAUGGGACUGGAAUAAGUUCUGGAUGUGGUGUAAAUUCAUUUAAUCAUGUAAUCUCAUCUUCAUCUAAUUCAUUUGACUGGAAUUCAACUGUUGUUUCAUCUAAUAAACAUGUAACUAUGAAUACAGCAGCUUCUUCAUCAUCUUCAUCCUCAUCUUCAAUCUCAUCUUCAUCUUCGAUAUCACGAAUAGUUAAUGUUUCACCGGUUCGAUUAUCAUCAACUGAUUAUCAGCAUCUUUUGAAUGUUCAACAAGGAUCUGAGAGAGAAGGAGGAAGAGGAGGAGGAGGACAAGGAGACGGGAAUGGGAAUCAAGAUCAUGGUCAUGGUGGAACAGAGGUUAAAGGUAGUGAUUCUAAACGAGUAUGUGAAUUUAGAAAUUGUAGUUUUAAUCAACCAAAGAAACGGAGGAAAUUCACUUCAUUCAAUAUUGAUGAUAUACUCAAAAGUGAUGAUGAUCAAGUUGAUUAUUGUGUUGGGAACAUGAAUGUUGAACCGAUAACUGUGGCCGCAGCAGCAGCGGCAACAACAGCAACAACUUGGUUAGUUAAUCACUAUUAUCAAAUUCAUCCGAUUAACAGGGAAUCCAAUGAGAAUGUCCCAAUUACACCAACAUCUUUCUGGAAUCCAAAGUAAUUUAAACAUUGCAAUUAAACAUUAGGAAGGAUGAGGAAAAUCAGAAUUUAGAAUCUAGAGUGAAAUUUGUAAUUCUCCAUUUAUGUUAACUAUAUUACCUUUCCCAUCGUAAAUUGUGUACAUUAUGUUAAGUUCAAAAAUAAAAUCUUUUAAACUUA
Messenger RNA from Panonychus citri (citrus red mite), 1778 nucleotides. Its product is annotated as paired box protein Pax-2a-like. The coding region runs from base 496 to 1620 and encodes 374 amino acids. Gene Ontology annotation, biological process: anatomical structure development; regulation of transcription by RNA polymerase II. Gene Ontology annotation, molecular function: DNA-binding transcription factor activity, RNA polymerase II-specific; RNA polymerase II cis-regulatory region sequence-specific DNA binding. NCBI's taxonomy places the organism in Eukaryota, Metazoa, Arthropoda, Arachnida, Trombidiformes, Tetranychidae. The transcript has 5 exons. The record is from RefSeq and is a predicted model, not a curated record.